Messenger RNA from Entrophospora sp. SA101, 543 nucleotides. The record is from the annotation of a GenBank genome assembly. NCBI's taxonomy places the organism in Eukaryota, Fungi, Glomeromycota, Glomeromycetes, Entrophosporales, Entrophosporaceae.
AUGAGUAAUUUGACACCGCGUUCUAUGAAAUCAGUAGAAGAUACAAUCGAUAGAACUCCAGAGUAUAUAAGCUUCAUAAAAAGUCUUGAAGAGUUCCAUAAAAAUCAUGGAACCACUUUCCAAAAAGAACCUGUUUUGGGAUCAAAGAAAUUAGAUUUGUAUAAAAUUUAUCAAAUGGUGAUUGCUGAAGGGGGGUGUGAAAGAAUAUGCGCGGAGAAAUCAUGGAAAAAAAUAUGCGAACGUUUUAAUUUUCCACAAACUUGCACAAACAGUGCUUUUGUGAUGAAAAAUAUUUAUAUAAGAUUCUUGGAACCAUACGAGUUGGAACAUUUUUGGGGUAAAAAAGUUCCUUAUGGUGGAAUUCCCGGAAAACAAAUAUCUUCGCCACAACAACAGCAUCAACAGCAUCAACAGCAUCAACAGCAACAUUAUCAUCAUAGUGAAACCCCACAUUUUGUGCCACAAGUAGCUCCUGUUUCAACAAAUCGAGUUUUAAAGAUUUUACCACAUGAAACUCCAAGAAAUGAUUGUAAGAUAAAUUGA